AUGAUGAAUCGAUUCCGCAAACACAAGAAGGCGAAGGAGCCCGCGGAGGACCAAGAAGCGACAUCACCAUCAUUGAGUCUGAAACCAUCAAAGAAGAAGAUCGUAGCGGAACCCAAACCAGAUUUUGACCUAUCAGCCGCACUGCCCCCGACAGACAACUUCCGCACCAGUCUCCUAAUGCCUAAAUUGUCCGCUCGGUUUAGCAUGCUGAAGGAACAGGACGACCCACUUUCAUUGCUGGGCAAGGCUAGUGAUGAUAGUGUUUUGUUUCCCAAGCGCGCUUCGCGACUCAACUUGUUCGGUCACAACCCUGCUACGCUGGCAGACAUCGACGAAGUUUGCUCUAAUGAAGGUAGCCGACCAUCCCUUGCACUCGACCGCGGUUCUUUCGCUUCCGGUGGGGAUGGCUAUGGUACAGACGAUGACCGAUCCCAGGCGGGCAGUAUGAUGAGCAGAGCCCGUCGCGCCGAGGGCAAUAACCUGUUCGGAGGUCGCCAAAAGAUUUACAAGAUCCCGGUCAGAUCACCAGGAGCAACAACCCCCGAUGCGCCAGAGGCUGCUCGCCGGGGAAUGGGAAAGCCGGUCUAUGACCACGACAUGAACCUAUCCGCUUUCCAGCGGUUGCGCCUCAAGGAGAAGGAAGAGAGGAUGGCGGAGGCCGCCCGGGAAUCUGGAUAUGCCGCCUCGACGGCUUCAUCUAACAGCCGAGCCACAUACUCCUCCACCGCAUCUGGGCCUCUGUCAACAGUUCCAACAUCAACUGGAGCAACCUCGGCCGAUGAGUCACCGAUAAACACAUCCCAAUCUCCAGUGACUGGUUAUCCGUUCCCGGAAACCCUUCCUGAGGCCCCUCGGCCUGGUCCUGCUCCCAUGUCUGCCCCACGCAGUGGUUCGAUUCGCAGCCGUCGUCUCUACGGACAAGGAUUGACCCAGACUGCUCAGAGCCAGCAGAGCUCGACCUUGAACCGUCUGGAAAGUCUGAGUCGCCAGCGUGCCGGAACUCCAGAACUCCCUUCUCUGAACCGCAACUACUCCAGAAGUGCCACCAACCUACGAGAUCGCCUACAAAAGCUUGCAAUUAUCGAGCCGGCUUCUACAUCACAGCCGACCAGCCCUCCUUCGUCCGCAACAUCACCAAAGCCCCGCAUGUCUGGGGAAGCUGCAGUCGGAGACCGUCUCUCGCCAACAGCAGCAACAUUUGGGGCUCCUCCCCUGAGCCCGCCCACAAGUGAGAACGACGAGGUUCCCUCGCUGUUGGCUGCAUCAAUUCACCCAGAAGAUCAUGGAAAGGCUACUGCCAUGGGCUUGUUCAACCGACCUGCCACUGGUUUCGACGAGCAGGCAUUCUCUCGCCGCCAACUCCAAAUGCACCAAGGACGAGAGACCCCGCCUCCGCGUCGUGCAUCACCCCCGCGACGACCUCUACCCGCUGAACCCGUGGGCCGUGCUCGUGGGCUAUCCAAGUCCAGCUAUCGCUCCGGGGCAGAGUCCGCCUCUUCUCACUAUAGUAGUGAUGCGCACCGCGGCAUUGAUCGACCCGGUGUGUCCAGCGUUGAGGCUUCUCCCUUCAAGCCUGGAGUGAGGACUUUCUAUGCCAACUCAUCUGCCAGCGAGUCUGGCGAUGAAGUAGAGAACCCUACUUCGCACGAACUCUCAUCUGCCGCUUCAUUGGCCACCGAGUACGGUCCGCCGCUUCAGCACUCCAGCAUAGCAUCUAACAAGCCAUCGAUUCCCACGAAGGAUCACCUCGAAACGCUUCCCGAAGUGAGAUACUCCGAUCUAGGUGAUCUUAGACCUAUCGCCGAGAACGACCUUGACUUCCCGACUGAUUCUCCCGGCGCCAGCGAUAACACACCCAAGAGACCCGACUCGCCAACCCUGCAGCCAGAUCAAGGCUUUACUGGAGUGGAAGUAAUGAUUAGAUCACACCUGCGCCAGGAAAGUGACAAGUCUUCCAUCUUCCCUCCUCCCUCACCUCGUUUCCCGCAGCAGCAAAGGGAUACAGAGCCCCCUAAGACUGAGACCCAGAAAUCGACUGCCCAGCCACCGACUGCUGUUUCCAUGAUAGCAGAAACCCGCGAAGAGAGUCGGCCAUCGUCAACAAUCCGCCCAGGGACCUCGAGCUCACAAUCUCCUUCUGGAUAUUCCGCGGAGGGCACGGGGUCUCAAAACAGCGAAGAGUCAUCCGCACCUGGAACUAUCCCCGACACAGCUUCUGUAUCAACCGGCCCGUCCUGGAGGGAGGAAUUGGAACUUCAUCAUCGCCGUCAUGGGAGCACUGAAACACAAAGGGAGCGAGAGGAAUUCGCCAUGGAGCUGGCAGAGAGGCGUAAAAAGGUGCAGGAGAAGCUUCGAAGUGUUGCUGAAAGCGAAAGCCGAUCCAACAGCCCCACCCCGGGCCGGUCAACUCCAGAUUUGUCCCGGACUGGUAACGCAUUUGCCAUGCUGAAGCAAAAGUCUAACAAGCAGGCUAGCGCAAAGCCGGAUCAAAAGAAAUUGUUCGGCUAUGCCACUGGUAAUUCGUCCACGCCUGCUCUCUCUUCAGAUGACUCGUGGCGUGAAGAGGAGCGGCCCUCUUUCAGCUUCGGCCGACACUCCAACUCCAGCUCUCCCCACAUUGGAUCAGAGCGUUCGCUUAGAUCUCGUGUGCCAUCUCUCAGCCGCGACAACAGCUACGAAGACACGCGCGAGUCUAGCCGCAGCCGUGGCCCCUCGCCUUUCCGAGACCAGAGAGAUCGUGCAGGUUCGGAUGCAUCCGGCCGGUCUAAGAGUCGAACCAGACUUCGCGAACGGGAUGACCUCCAAACUGUGGACGAGGGUUCAACCAUUGCACAUGACAACUCUGUUGUUGCCGAUGGCUAUGAGCCUCCCGUGCCUGCCUCCCGCCCUACAUCGAGUCGCCCAUCAACAGAGAUGUCUGACUCUAUGAACUUCGACCGCGCCCCCUCCGCCGCUUCGGGCAGAAACCGCAGCACUAGCCGAUCCGGUACAUCAAGCUUCCAAUAUGAACGGCCAUUCCAGUUCUCGCAGUCCAACACUUCCACGAUCAUCGGUGCUUCGCCCCGGCCCCCACCUGCCGCCCCGGCCUACUCUGCCAAUGCCACUCCUCCGCUGAACGAAAUGCCCACAGACAGCUCGUCUACAUCCCUGGCUUCUUCAUCCGGCAACUCGCAGAUUCCCCAACGUGGUUUGGGAAACGGCUCCCUCCUGAAGAGACCCGUGAACAAGAAGCAGAUCUCCGAGCCUACCUUUGUCUCAUCCACAUCAAACGUGCCUCUGGUCGGUCUCCCACCCGGAUCCGCACUGCCUUCAUCCAGUGGCGCACCUCCAGUGCCACCUAUGAACCCUCGCCGUCGCCGGGGAACCGCCACUCAAACCAUCUUGGGUGCGUUCAAGAGCGACAAGACCGACCUUUCACGGGUCGCUUCCCCCGUCCCGAGUGCCGCGGACGAACACAGUUUUUUCCCAGAUGAAGAAAAACGUCCGCGCUCCCGCAACCGUCUCCGCAAGACCUCGAGCGAGGGUGUUAACCUGAACGCGCGGGCGCGCCAGGAAUCGGUGACGGGCACUCCGCCGGCUGUGCCUCAAUACCCGCCUCCGGCUAUCCCCGUCGAUGGAGGCAUGUUCUAA
This is a messenger RNA of Penicillium hordei, 3630 nucleotides long. RefSeq lists its product as uncharacterized. The record is from RefSeq and is a predicted model, not a curated record. The transcript has a single exon. NCBI's taxonomy places the organism in Eukaryota, Fungi, Ascomycota, Eurotiomycetes, Eurotiales, Aspergillaceae. The coding region runs from base 1 to 3630 and encodes 1209 amino acids.